Penicillium cataractarum is the source of this 846-nucleotide messenger RNA. It is a transcript of the gene rpnL, whose product is annotated as proteasome regulatory particle lid subunit rpnL. The transcript is spliced from 2 exons. Lineage: Eukaryota; Fungi; Ascomycota; Eurotiomycetes; Eurotiales; Aspergillaceae. The record is from RefSeq and is a predicted model, not a curated record. Gene Ontology annotation, cellular component: proteasome regulatory particle; nucleus; proteasome regulatory particle, lid subcomplex. Gene Ontology annotation, biological process: proteasome-mediated ubiquitin-dependent protein catabolic process. The coding region runs from base 1 to 846 and encodes 281 amino acids.
AUGUCGGACCUCAAGUCCCUUGUCCCGGAGCUCCAGAACGCUCUGGAGCGCAAACAGCUGGAUGCUGCCAACACCCUCCUCAGUCAAGCCAAGCGUGCUCUUCUCAUGCAAAACGCCCUCAUCCCGACUCCCUCUACGCCACCACAGCUUGUUGUCCUUGCCCGACAAGUCCUUGAACUCGGCGCCCUCGCCUCCAUUCGGCAAACCGACGCGCAGACCUUCACAAGAUACUACCAGCAGCUUCAGCCAUUCUACGAUCUGGAGCGACACGCCGGUCUACCUGGACAGAGCUCCUCUGAGGUUGAUUUUAGCACUAGCCAGCGCAGCAAGAUCACAGGACUCUAUUUGCUUCUUUUGCUAAGCAUGGGCGACAGUGCCAACUUCCACACUGUGUUGGAGGGAUUGGUCGAGGAGGCUAGUUUGAAGGGCGGUCGUAUUGAGGAUGAUGCUUAUAUCAAGUACCCUGUUGAGCUGGAGCGGAACUUGAUGGAGGGUAGCUAUGAUAAGGUGUGGCGGGAAACAAAGUCGGAGCGUGUGCCGUCAGAGGACUUUGGAUUGUUCUCAAACGUUCUCAUCGGCACCAUCCGUAGCGAGAUCGCAGACUGCUCCGAGAAGGCUUAUCCCUCCCUCCCUAUCUCCAACGCCAAGAACCUCCUCUUCCUGGAUUCCGAGGGUGCAGUUAUCGAGUUUGCUCAGCAGCGUGGUUGGAUUCUUCGUGAUGGACGGAUACACUUCCCUGUCGAGCCGGAGGCGGCCACGAGGUCCGAGAAGGAUAUCCUGGUGGCCAGCGGCACCGUUAUCGAGAACACACUAGGCUACGCGCGGGAGCUGGAGACGAUUGUUUAA